Messenger RNA from Linum tenue, 2416 nucleotides. Lineage: Eukaryota; Viridiplantae; Streptophyta; Magnoliopsida; Malpighiales; Linaceae. The record is from the annotation of a GenBank genome assembly.
UGGCACAAUCCAAUAGGCUGAACCGCUGAACUCUUGGAGAACUUGGGUACUCAAAUCGCCGACGACUCGACGCUAUAGGUCGGCGGGAGGCUGACCGACUCCAAUCCAGUGUCUUCUCCGCCUUCCAAAGAACCUCCAGCAGGUCACCUUUCUCGACCUCAGUCAGAAAGGCUUAGCUACAGUCUUCCAUAGUUGGCGAGCGAUUCACUGGAGCGGAGUAUCAUCCUAAUUUCUGAACCCUAAUUCAAUUGCAACUCCUCCCAAUCGGCAAAGAGAAUGGGGAAGAAACAGCACAGCAAAGAUCGGAUGUUCAUAACGAGAACGGAAUGGGCAACGGAAUGGGGUGGCGCUAAGUCCAAAGAGCUCCGGACGCCUUUCAAGCGUCUUCCCUUCUAUUGCUGCGCUCUCACGUUUACGCCAUUUGAGUCUCCUGUGUGCACAGCUGAUGGCAGCAUCUUCGAAAUCAUGCAUAUCAUUCCUUACAUAAAGAAGUUUGGUAAGCACCCAGUUACUGGAGCUCCGUUGAAGCAAGGGGACCUUAUCCCACUCAACUUCCAUAAGAACUCUGAAGAAGAGUUCCAUUGCCCAGUGCUCAACAAAGUUUUUACGGAGUUCACACAUAUAGUAGCCAUCAAGACUACUGGAAAUGUUUUUUGCUAUGAGGCAGUGAAAGAAUUAAAUAUCAAGACGAAAAACUGGAAGGAGCUCCUUACUGACGAACCAUUCACUAGAGAGGAUCUGAUUACACUCCAGAAUCCUAAUGCUUUUGACUCUAGAGUUACUGUUGAGUUUGACCACAUAAAGAAUGACCUGAAAUUAGAUGAUGAAGAGCUGAAGAAGAUGACUUCAGAUCCAGCUUAUAACAUAAACGUAAGUGGUGAUAUCAAGCAAAUGCUGGAUGAACUUGGAACUGAGAAAGGAAGAGAAGCUGCACUCCAUGGAGGUGGUGGUAGCAAGGCACGAAAUGAGAGAGCUGCUGCGCUUGCUGCAAUUUUAGCUGCGAGAUCACGGAUUAAAGAAGAUCGAAAAUCUAAAUCCAAAGAUGAAGAUAGACCAUCCAAGGGAUUCAGUGUUGUUGAUGCUGCAUCAGCUGCAGUUCACGGGAGAAGUGCUGCAGCAGCAAAAGCCUCAUCAACAGAUAAGACAGCUGCCCGCAUAGCAAUGCAUAUGGCUGGUGAGAGGGCACCUGUCAAUGCGAAGCUGGUGAAGAGUCGCUACACCACUGGUGCAGCCUCUCGAUCUUUCACUUCCACUGCUUUCACCCCCGUGACUGAAAAUGAGUAUGAAUAUGUUAAGGUCGAGAGAAACCCAAAAAAGAAAGGUUAUGUGCAGUUGCAUACGACGCAUGGUGAUCUGAACAUUGAGCUGCAUUGUGACAUCACCCCGAGGGCAUGUGAGAACUUUUUAACACUCUGUGAAAAGAACUAUUAUAAUGGAGUUAUAUUUCACAGGAACAUACGGAAUUUCAUGAUUCAGGGUGGUGAUCCCACCGGAACCGGGAAAGGGGGUGAAUCUAUAUGGGGCCAACCUUUCAAUGACGAGCUGAACUCCAAGUUGGUUCAUUCGGGAAGAGGUGUCGUUAGUAUGGCGAACAGUGGUCCCCAUACGAAUGGAUCUCAGUUUUUCAUCCUGUACAAGUCUGCUAAUCAUUUGAACUUUAAGCAUACAGUUUUUGGGACGGUUGUUGGUGGGUUGACUACGUUGGCGACAAUGGAGAAGGUUCCUGUUGAUGACGAUGACCGACCUCUGGAAGAGAUAAAGAUAACUGGUGUGACGGUGUUUGUGAAUCCUUACACUGAACCCGAUGAAGAAGAAGAGGAAAAGGCGAAAGCCGAGGAAGCUGCCCUGGACGCAGAUAAGGACAAGGUUGGCUCGUGGUAUAGCAAUCCAGGCACAGGCGCGACAGAUUCUGAAGCCGGUAGCGGUGGCGUGGGAAAGUACUUGAAACCGAGGAGUGCCGGAACAGAAUCAGCUGCUACUUCCGCUGAUCUCACCACAGUUUCAGUUGGCAAAAAAAGGAAAGUUGGAGGUCCAGCAGUAGAAUUCAAAGACUUCUCUGGCUGGUAACAACUUCUCUCUUGUAGUGUUGUAAUCCCAUGCUGCUGUAUUAUCUGGUUGAUUUGAGAUUCACAGUGUUAGGUUCACUACUGUACCGGACUUUGUAUAUAAACAUGUAUGUUGGAUUUUGUUAAUCCUUUACAUGCUUCAGUGAGUUUGGACAAGCUUAAUGAUAGAGUAAGGUAGAAGUGUAGAGAUAUGUGAUGUAAGUAGCCACAGGCCCGGUCAGUUGGCCGGAUACAUUUCGUCAAUUGCAUAAACUAUCGUAGCAAUUAGUAAGCGAAUUAUAUGUUUAUUUGAUAGUAUAUGAAAAUAUAAAUUAUUUAAUUAUCUCAACAUUCAAUCAGCAAAGAGAAUC